Patella vulgata (common limpet) is the source of this 441-nucleotide messenger RNA. Its product is annotated as cuticle collagen 34-like. NCBI's taxonomy places the organism in Eukaryota, Metazoa, Mollusca, Gastropoda, Patellidae. The transcript has 8 exons. Bases 1 to 441 code for a protein of 146 amino acids. The record is from RefSeq and is a predicted model, not a curated record.
AUGGGCAACAACUAUUUCUGCGGUGGUACAACAAGCUCAAUGCACUUGGGUCGCGAUGGUAUAAAUGGGCGACCUGGUGAACCUGGUAAACCAGGAGAUAUAGGUGAAGCGAUUAUUGGUCCUGUAGGACCAAAAGGUGAUAGAGGAGAACCAGGACGGGAUGGUGAUGAGGGUAAUAUCGGUGAUCCAGGACCACCAGGACCACCCGGUCCACCAGGUAGACCAGGAAUUCCAGGUGAAACAAUCACUACUAACAGAAUAGAUCCAUUACCUAUUGGACCACAAGGAGCUGAUGGAGCUCAAGGACCUAGAGGAGAUCCAGGACAAAAGGGUCAAAAAGGUGAACCAGGAAAGGACGGCAGAAAGGGUACUAAGGGUGAACGUGGUGAUGUUGGUUCACAAGGGAAUACUGGUAAAGUUGGACCACAGGUAAAUGCUUGA